CCCACCCGCCCCUCCAACAAAAAAAACAAAAACCAAAACUCAAGCCAGUGGCAAAAUAUGGCCCCGUUCAAUUUACAGCAUUCAACAGUAGUAGCCAAGGCAUCGUGUUCACAACAACUGAGGCAUCAGAAUGCAAAAGAGAUGAAGAAAAUCAAAUCCAGCAUGAGAAAGUUACAAGCAGAGAUGAGAGAGAUAAGUGAGGACCAGAAAAGCAUUAGAGAGGGACAAAAGCAAAUUAGGAAAAAAUUUGAAUCCAUAGAAUCUGAAUGCCAGAAGCUACACGAGGAGACUAAACUCAUCACGCAGCAGAGUGCCAUUUCCCGUGACCGCCUUACUCUCAUGUUUCAAAUUCUAAAAGCACGACAAAAUAAUGAUUUCCCCACUGCCACCGCCCUCACUCAGGCGCUCCGGUUGUUAAAAGAGGAAAGACAGAACAAUUUAAUAAAACAAGAGAUACUGCGCCUAAAUCAUGGACGAAACAGGGAAUGAGGAAGGAUGAACUCAAGGCCAAAUCAUUACCGUUGGACACAAUUUAUGCUCCUAAUACAAUUAUUAAAAUGGAUUCCUAUACCCAUUCCUUGAAUUUAAGAAAGUAAAAACGAGCAUUUCACCAUUUUUUUAAGCAUACUGUUGACAUAAAUUUGAUUUCUCUAUUUUUAUGUGUGUUUCAGUGACCAUAUAGGGAUGCAGAGCCAGCCCAAAUGAGCUAGCUUUUACGGAGAGUUUCUGUUGGGUUCAAAUGGUUACUUGAUGAACAAGAGCUGCCCAGCCAUGUGUGCUGAUGAAGUAUUUCAUUUUUCUUUUCUGUUUUUUAUUUUUCUCUUUUCCCUGAAUAAGUUUGGACUUUCGCAUUUUCCCUGCUCUGUAAAAAAGAGUUCUUGUAAUGUCAAACAGGAUCUCUCGGCAAUCACUCUACUCUAUUCAUCGUUAAAGACCAACAAACUAUCUUUGGAUUGAAUCUCUGUCUUAAGGCUUCCUAUGUGUCGGCAACUUGUGGUCUUGGCUAACAGGAUCCAGUAAUUUUUUGCUUUGGUUGUGAUGGAAUCAGAAUUUUGAGAGAGAGUAAAAGAAGAAGUUGAUAAAGAGAAGGCAGAAAG
Messenger RNA from Rubroshorea leprosula, 1097 nucleotides. NCBI's taxonomy places the organism in Eukaryota, Viridiplantae, Streptophyta, Magnoliopsida, Malvales, Dipterocarpaceae. The record is from the annotation of a GenBank genome assembly.